UUUCCCUCUUUUUUUUGCCUUCAAGCCCUAAGCAAGAAAUGGGAAUUGUGCGUGUUUGGGUGGGUAUCGUGAUAUGAUAAUGCAUGCAGCCUUUACACUUUGCGCAGAGCAAGCAGCAUGAUAGUCUCACUCACACUGCUCGUGCCCAUUCAUUCAUUCAUUCAUUCAUUCGCGACAAUGAUGCUUGCUUGCUUGCUGCGGCCAGGACGGAGGAGAACUCUUUUGUAGUUAGUCAGCACGGAGGAGGAGGAGGAGGAGGAGAUGGGAGCGUGAAUCUCGUCACGCGCGGUGCAUCGCCGUGUCGUUCUGGUGCUGAGUUACGGCCAGAGGAAUCCUUGAUUCGAAGCGUAGUUUCUAAAGCUGCUGCUGAUGGCGCUAACAAUGUGCUCAUAGAGCCUUGCAUUCUUCAAACAACCAAGUCAUGCCCUGUGAAAUGCGUCAGAACUGAUCCGGUUUGUGGGGUGGAUAAGGUCACAUACUGGUGUGGAGCUGCCGAUGCAAAGUGUGCUGGAGUUGAAGUAGCUCACGAUGGGUCCUGUAAUUUAUGGGAGCUGGGUACUGCCACUAGCUCAACCACUGCUCUAUAUGCCCUGCAUUCCUUACAACUUAAUCGCAUGUUCUGCCUAGUUAUAGCAGGAUUGUUUGUUGCACUACGUGUUGUUUAAGUUCAAAGCAGCAUUUUUUUUUCCUGUUCAGCAUUGUUUUAUCCAUUGUUCCUCAACCAGCACCCGUCCUUCAAUAUUAUAAUUUUUGGAUGCAUUUAUGCCGGUACAUCUUUACGCUUUAGUAGUUACAGAUUCAGAAUUUUAAGCAGUGAGUCAAUUUCUCUUACUGAGCUACUUUUGCUCCAGUUUGUGUUCGAAGGCAUGUGUAUGUAUUUAAUGACACGACUACAAAAAGCGUGUACUGUUAUAUAAUGUAGUUCUAAGCAAAUUAUUUUUUAUGUACUCAUUAUAGUUAAAUGUUCUGAACAACUCUCAAAGGAUCAACUUUUGAGCUCA
Molecule: messenger RNA, 1001 nt
Organism: Physcomitrium patens
Lineage: Eukaryota; Viridiplantae; Streptophyta; Bryopsida; Funariales; Funariaceae
Source: RefSeq, a predicted model, not a curated record